Talaromyces rugulosus is the source of this 1434-nucleotide messenger RNA. RefSeq lists its product as uncharacterized. The transcript is spliced from 3 exons. The record is from RefSeq and is a predicted model, not a curated record. The coding region runs from base 1 to 1434 and encodes 477 amino acids. Lineage: Eukaryota; Fungi; Ascomycota; Eurotiomycetes; Eurotiales; Trichocomaceae.
AUGACUUCGCCUGUCGAGGCUGCCUCCUCCGCCGCCGUCGCCGCCGCCGCACCCACUUCUCCAGACGCCAGCACCCCCUCCAUCAGCCUUCCAGGCAACGAAAUCGAAUCCACACGCUCCGGCGAGAGCUCCCAAAGUUCCAAGUCUGAUAGACGAAUAUCGUUUUUGGGCGGGGAUGCUCCCAGGAGAAAAUCUGCACAGUCCAGUGGUUCGGACAGCCAGGCGCCUGAAAGUCUUGUUGGAAAUGGGGGAAGACAAACACCAACCCUAGGCAGGAGAAUGCCUUCUCCGCCGCCCCCUAGCUCCUACCACCGUGGUGUAUCAUUUGACACCUUUGACAAUCGAGACGCCUCCGAUUUCUCCUUCACGCUGAACUACAAGCACAAGAAUUACCAGGCUACGCGACGGGGCCGUACCUUUCUCUGCGGCACUGAUCAAAAUGACUAUUCCGAGUUCGCUCUCGAGUGGCUUAUUGACGAGCUGGUGGACGACGGCGACGAGGUGAUUUGUUUGCGGGUGGUGGAAAAGGACUCGAAAAUCGCCAGUGAUGCCAGCGUCGACGAGGGCAGAUACCGUCAAGAGGCGGAGAAUAUUUUGAAACAAGUGAUGGAAAAGAAUCAUCAUGAUGAAAAGGCCAUCAGUCUCGUGUUGGAGCUUGCUGUCGGCAAGGUCCAGGAGAUUAUCCAGCGAAUGAUUCAAAUCUACGAACCGGCGAUUCUGAUUGUCGGCACCCGCGGCCGCAACCUCAGCGGAAUGCAGGGCCUCUUACCAGGCUCUGUUUCCAAGUACUGUCUCCAACAGUCACCCAUCCCCGUCGUGGUCGUGCGGCCGUCGACCAAGCGCGAGAAGAAGAAACAAAAACGCCUCGCCGACCCGAAUCGUCGCAGCUACGGAAACAUCCUCCAGCUCAGCGAGCAACGAGGCAGCGGGUUAUUCAGCAGCCCACAGGUCAAGCGCGACACCAAUGUCUCCAAACAACCGGACGAAGAAGCCGCCGCCGUCGCCGAAGCCGUUGGGCUUCCUCGCCGCUUCCGACAUGCUCACACAGGCAGCGACUCCAAAUUGUCCAGCGCGGGGUCAGUCGACGACGACAAUAUCCGCACCGAAACGCCACAGCCCUCACCACAAGAAGAAGACGACGACGAAGAAGAAGAGGAAGACGAAGAGGAUAUCACUGUCAACACCCGCGUGCUGAAAAGCCCGGGCGUAUCCAAUUUCGACACUCCGCCAGAUAGCGAAGAUAGUGACAGCGAUGGCGAGGGAGGAGGCGGUGCAAUUCUAGAAAAUAAUUCAACGGAUUCAACAACCAACCUAUCAUCAUCAUCACCAAAAGCAACAGCAGCAGCAGCAGCAACUUCUAUUACCACCGACACAGACGAUACCGAUACCGAAACGGUCGUUCCGAAUAAACUUCAGCUUGCGGAUGCUUCAUGA